CUGCAAUGGUGGCCCAGCCACCGCCCAGACCUCGCCAGGCCCAGUGCUCCGCGGUCCCCACCCUGCUGCCUGCUCAGCCUGGCGGCGUUCCUUCACAGCCUCCUGCCAGCAGAGCCAGCCCCCUGCCCCCACGGGUGUCCGUGCCAGAGCAGCAUUCCGCAAGCCUGGCUGCAUCUCCCCGGCAGAGGCCGAGCAGGGGGCCACUCAGCAGUGGUCAGGCCACGCGACUAGAGGGGCGCAGUGGGGCCUGGGCCUCUGGUCCCGGGCCAGUCACCUGAGAGGAUCUGAUCGCUGCAGCUGGAGUCCUGGGUCUCGCUCUCCCGGCCUGGGUGGCCCGAUGCAGCGUGAGGCCGCCAGUUGCUGGUUGAGAAGACGACCGACUCCCCGGCGGCUGAGUUCUCGCUGGUGGAGGACGUGGCGCUGCACUUUGCCUGCUUGAUGGGCCGCCUCAACGAGCAGCGCCUCUUCCAGCCCGACCUCUGCGACGUGGACUUGGUGCUGGUGCCCCAGCGCAGUGUCUUCCCGGCACACAAGGGCGUGCUGGCCGCCUACAGCCAGUUCUUCCACUCGCUCUUCACCCAGAACAAGCAGCUGCAGCGUGUGGAGCUGUCCCUGGAGGCGCUGGCACCUGGGGGCCUGCAGCAGAUCCUCAACUUCAUCUACACGUCCAAGCUGCUGGUCAACGCAGCCAACGUCCACGAGGUGCUGAGCGCCGCCUCGCUGCUGCAGAUGGCUGACAUUGCUGCAUCCUGCCAGGAGCUGCUGGAUGCCCGCUCUCUAGGCCCGCCAGGCCCCGGCACUGUGGCCCUGGCCCAGCCGGCUGCCAGCUGCACCUCAGCUGCACCCCCCUACUACUGUGACAUCAAGCAGGAGGCCGACACCCCAGGCCUGCCCAAGAUCUUCGCCCGAGAGGGCCCCGACCCUUUCUCCGUGCGUGUGGAGGACGGGGCAGGGGCUGCUGGCGGCACAGGGCCUGCCACCAUUGGGCCAGCCCAGCCUUUCUUCAAGGAGGAGAAGGAGGGUGGUGUUGAGGAGGCCGGCGGGCCCCCGGCCAGCCUGUGCAAGCUGGAAGGUGGGGAGGAGCUGGAGGAAGAGCUUGGGGGUUCCGGCACCUACAGCCGCAGAGAGCAGUCCCAGAUCAUCGUGGAGGUGAACCUCAACAACCAGACACUGCACGUGUCCACGGGGCCAGAAGGGAAGCCAGGUGCCGGGCCAAGCCCGGCCACCAUGGUGCUGGGCGGGGAGGACGGGCUGCAGAGACACUCGGACGAGGAGGAGGACGAGGAGGAGGAGGAGGAGGAAGAGGAGGAAGAGGAAGGUGGUGGCAGUGGAGGGGAGGAGGAGGAGGAGGAGGAGGAGGGUGGCAGUCAGGGAGAGGAGGAAGAAGAGGAGGAGGAGGGGCACAGUGAGCAGGAGGAGGAGGAGGAGGAGGAGGAGGAGGAAGCACCCAGUGAGCAGGAUCAAGAGAGCUCUGAGGAGGAGGAGGGGGAUGAGGGGGAGGCUGGGGGCAAACAGGGGUCACGGGGAAGCCGAGGCAGCCGGGCAGACCCCCCUCCCCACAGUCACAUGGCCACGCGGUCCCGGGAGAAUGCCCGGCGCCGGGGCACCCCUGAACCUGAGGAAGCUGGGCAGCGGGGUGGGAAGCGGCCGAAGCCCACUCCCGGAGUGGCCUCUGCAUCGGCCCGGGGGCCGCCAGGCACUGAUGGGCUGGGGGCCAAGGUGAAGCUGGAGGAGAAGCAGCACCAUCCGUGCCAGAAGUGCCCACGAGUUUUCAACAACCGCUGGUACCUGGAGAAACACAUGAACGUGACCCACAGCCGCAUGCAGAUCUGCGACCAGUGCGGGAAGCGCUUCCUGCUGGAGAGUGAGCUGCUGCUGCACAGGCAGACGGACUGUGAGCGCAACAUCCAGUGUGUGGCGUGUGGCAAAGCUUUCAAGAAGCUAUGGUCCCUCCACGAGCACAACAAGACCGUGCACGGCUACGCGGAGAAGAAGUUCUCCUGUGAGAUCUGCGAGAAGAAGUUCCACACCAUGGCCCAUGUGCGCAAGCACAUGGUUGCCCACACAAAGGACAUGCCCUUCACCUGUGAGACCUGCGGGAAGUCCUUCAAGCGCAGCAUGUCUCUCAAGGUGCACUCUCUGCAGCACUCCGGGGAGAAGCCGUUCAGGUGUGAGAACUGCAAUGAGCGCUUCCAGUACAAGUACCAGCUGCGGUCACACAUGAGCAUCCACAUCGGCCACAAGCAGUUCAUGUGCCAGUGGUGCGGCAAGGACUUCAACAUGAAGCAGUACUUCGACGAGCACAUGAAGACCCACACAGGAGAGAAGCCCUACAUCUGCGAGAUCUGCGGCAAGAGCUUCACCAGCCGGCCCAACAUGAAGCGGCACCGGCGCACGCACACGGGCGAGAAGCCAUACCCGUGCGACGUGUGCGGCCAGCGCUUCCGGUUCUCCAACAUGCUCAAGGCGCACAAGGAGAAGUGCUUCCGGGUCAGCCACGCGCCCGGCGACGGCGCCCCCGCGGCGCCCGCGCUGCCCCCGGCGCAGCCCCCGGCGCACGCGCUGCCCCUGCUCGGGCUGCCCCCGGCCCCGCCCCCGCCGCGCCUGCCGCCGCCGCCCCCGCUCUUCCCCGCCGCCGCCGGCCCGGGCGGGAGGAUGGGCGCCAGCAACUAGCUGCGGGGCGUCCGCGCUGCGCCCGCGGGGCCUGGGGCCGGGGCCGGACGGGGGGCGCCGCCUUCCCGGGAGCGCAGCCGCGCGGCCGGGCCCUGCCCCGCCGAGGCCCCGACCGUGGGGCGCCCCGGAGCUGCUGGGGGGCACCUCCCUCCCAGGUGCCGCCCUUCCCGUGACUCCUUCGAGCCUCGACUGUUUUUUUCUGGAAGUGAAGGAAGGAAACCGUUCGCAGCAUCUCCCUCCAGGCGAGGGGGUGCUGGGGGCGCGCAGCAGAAGAAAGGGGCCUGGGCAGCAGGUGUGGCCCGCCCCUGUGCCAAGGCCUGAGCCAGAGGGGUUGGCCAGGUGGGGCCGGGGUCAGCCUGCGCGGCCUAUCCCCGUGUCUCCUGCGCCCCUGAUUUGCUUCCUCUUCUUGGAGGGUUUGGGGAGGCGUUGGUGUGCCACCCCCCCACGCCCUGAGGAGUUGCGGACCCAGUCUGAGCGCCGAAAGCACGAGGCAGCGUGUGGGGUUGGGGCGGUGAGGUUUGGAGGCCACGGACCAGCGCUGCACUGUGUGGAGCGGGGCAGGCAGGGGCUGGACCCCAGGGACUUGCCCUCCCCACCCACCCCCUGCCUGCAGGCCCAGGGAUCCCUGACUCGCACCACGUGGCACCAAGGGCCCUGAGUCCCGGCGAUGUCCCCAGAAGCGGCUGCGCCUCCGCACUGUCCGCCAGGCCCUGGGUGGGCAGACAGGCUGGCUGGCACCGGCUCUGGGGGCAGAGUCCUGGGAGGAGGCUUGGACGGUGUUGGUUUCAAGGUGCUAUUAGUGAGGCAGGGGCAGGGCGGCUGCUCACAGAGCACCCCAGUGCCUCACCAGCUGCCCUGGCCGUAUAUCCCACACCAGAAGGAACUAGUGUGGCUGUGUCUGUCUCUGCUCCCCAAAGGUCGCUCUAGGUCCUGCCGCAGCCUGUCCCUGGCUGGCUCCAGCAUCCUCGCCCCUCCUGGGCCUCUGCGCUGGUGGGUGGGGCGCCCAUGACGCUGCCGGUAAGGGAGCCUGCAUGUUCAGGCCCCUGGGGGGCCGAGGGGACUGGGAGGCGCAGCCUAGACCCAUUGCUCGCCCCCAUGAGGCUAGCACUAAUAGGAAGCCCUUUUUUGUUGUCAUUUAACGUCUUUAUUCCUGCCUUUAAUGUGGGGAGGAAGGUUCCAUAAGCUACAUGUUCCUAGUUAAGCUCUUUCCUAUUGUGUUCAUCAGUUUUGUUUGUUAUACUCUUUGCACCUUAAUCCCCCACCACUCCCGACACUAUUGCCUUCCCAGCAUGGCUGGAGUGGGAAGAGGCUUGGGCCCCCGGGGGAUGGUUAGGGGACUGAACUCCUCUGACCUCCCUGUGAGGCCCAUGGCGCUGGGGCAGGGAGCUGGGGACAUUUUAAUCAUCAAUAAACGAAGCACUUUAUUCUGUACAGAUUUGGGCAGGCCCAAGGUGCCCGAGUGAUCUGAGGAUUUAUAAUCCAAGCCACAGCACCCUGGUUGUUCUCUGGGCUUGGAGGGGACAGUGCCAGCAGCUUCCCUGCCCAAUUGAUGUUGGGGCUGUAGACUUAGGCUCGGCCCCCGCUCCCCGCUGUCCCUGAGGAGGAAGGCUUGCGGUCAGGUCCCCCGCCCCGAGGCUGGGGAUGCCAGGCUGCUGCUUUGCUGUAGCUCUUUUUCUUCCUUGCACUCCUUGAUCUCUGGGUUUCCAUGAUGUCCUCAGGGUCCCCUUACUCCCCGUUGUUUCUAACCUCUGGUCCCAGUGCCUGGCAGCUCUUCGGAGCUGGCUCACAUUUUUCCAAAAAAAGUUGAUCUCCCAGUGGGCUACAGGCAGGAACCUCCAUGGGUUUCCAGCCCCCGUCACUGGCACCAGGGUCUCCCAUAUGGGCUGGUGGCGUCAUCACCUGCUGGCCCCACUACAGCCUGAGCGGGCCUGAGUGUCCCUGGCCAGGCUGAGACCUGUCGGGCCAUACUGACAAGCAGAGGUCAGAGACAGGCGUGGGGAGCUGGCAGUGAGACCCUGUCCCGGGACUCGGGUUUCCUGUUCUUGUACACUUCCCCUCUGGCAGCAGCUGAGGGGUCCAGACAGCUGCCCAGGGACUGGUCAAGAUGGUCACAGGAGCUCCAGGUGGGCACAACGAGCCCCUCUCCUGGGAGACCCCUGUCACACUGGGGUAGGAGCCUGCGUCCCUGGUGCUAAACACUCUUCACUCGGGCGGUUGCUGGUGGGGGUUCCUUUCUGGCCAGACCACAAGGCCAGAAGCAAUAAUGGCACCUCAGCAGUGCCGGUAUGGAUAGGGGUUCCUGUUUUCUAGCUUUUAUAUCUCCUUUUUAUUUUAAACAAUGUGCCCCCAGAUGUCAGAAUGAGGGGACUGGGGCCCCAUCCCCAAUUCCCAGGGCUGGGAGAAGGGGAACACAGGAUCACCCCCUCUCAAGGAGACUGGGGGUCCCACGGUCCAUUUGGCCAGAACUCAUGUCUGAAGCCUGGGCUUGCCCCCUCCCCAGCCCCUUGGGGCUCUCUGGUCUCAGGCCAGCUGGGGAUGAGUGGCAAGAGUGACAAACUCGAGCCCUGUGGCCACAGUUCUGGGAGCCUUCGACCCCUCCUGCUCCCACAGUCUCCCCGGUGCCCUUCACAGAGGGCUUGGUGGUGGCAGAAUGGCCAUGCCCAGGCAUGUGCUGAGACCACUGACAUCUGGUCGUGUACAGGCGGCCCACAGCCCUGGAGUGUGGGCAUCAAGGCACGCGAGUGAGAAGAGCGAAGGGGAAUAAAGUCAGUACAGCUC
This is a messenger RNA of Cebus imitator (Panamanian white-faced capuchin), 5451 nucleotides long. RefSeq names its product zinc finger and BTB domain containing 47 (gene ZBTB47). Gene Ontology annotation, cellular component: nucleus. Bases 439 to 2673 code for a protein of 744 amino acids. NCBI's taxonomy places the organism in Eukaryota, Metazoa, Chordata, Mammalia, Primates, Cebidae. The record is from RefSeq and is a predicted model, not a curated record. The transcript is spliced from 6 exons. Gene Ontology annotation, molecular function: RNA polymerase II cis-regulatory region sequence-specific DNA binding; DNA-binding transcription factor activity, RNA polymerase II-specific; protein binding. Gene Ontology annotation, biological process: regulation of transcription by RNA polymerase II.